UUAAAAGAAUAUUGGCAGAGAAACAGCCCUGGUGGUCCAGCAGGAGCGAAGAAGAACAGGAAAACAAACGGCAGUAGCCCUGAGACAGCCACUUCUGGUGGUUGCCACUCACCUGGGGAUUCAGCAACAGGUAUCGACGGAGAGGGCCCUACGUCAUCUGCACCCCUCAAGGAUCUGGAGAGCCUGUGCCAAGAACUACCAGCAGCCCUGGACUCAAGGUCCGUAAAAAUCAAUCAACUGAAUAACAUCAUCAAAUCUUUGGAACAACAGAAGAAACAAGUGGAACAUCAGCUGGAAGAAGUAAUGUGAUUUGUUUCCUUGCGAUGUGACCGCUGGGUUUGGGGGGCACUC
Molecule: messenger RNA, 351 nt
Organism: Piliocolobus tephrosceles (Ugandan red Colobus)
Lineage: Eukaryota; Metazoa; Chordata; Mammalia; Primates; Cercopithecidae
Product: golgin subfamily A member 8S
Exons: 4
Biological process (GO): Golgi organization
Cellular component (GO): cis-Golgi network; Golgi cis cisterna; Golgi cisterna membrane
Source: RefSeq, a predicted model, not a curated record